Molecule: messenger RNA, 5123 nt
Organism: Pseudovirgaria hyperparasitica
Lineage: Eukaryota; Fungi; Ascomycota; Dothideomycetes; Acrospermales; Acrospermaceae
Product: AAA-domain-containing protein
Exons: 3
Coding region: 109-4926 (1605 amino acids)
Biological process (GO): positive regulation of transcription by RNA polymerase II
Cellular component (GO): nucleus
Molecular function (GO): ATP hydrolysis activity; ATP binding; chromatin binding
Source: RefSeq, a predicted model, not a curated record
UUCGACGUAAUCGCUUUGCCAGCUGGAUGUGUGGUCUCAGUACUCCUGAAGGCUUGUUCCGGGCUUAAGUGUCGAACAAAAUUUGUUUCAUAUAAUUAAAAUUGCGCCAUGUCGGGCCGGACAAAGCGUCGCCUCGAAGAUUUCGAUCCGAAUGCUUCUGAUCCCAACGACUCCGAUUUUGACGAACGAGCCGCAAGACCUCAAAAACGGUCCAAAAAAGUCUCAUCUUCCAGCUCAAAGCCGCGCAGACCUCAGAGACGUCGGACAUAUGACUCCGAUGAUAUUGUUGAUGACGAAGACGAUCUAGAAAUGGACGACUCUUUCGGCUCCGCGAUAGAAACGGAAGAAGAAAUCGAAACAAAUGAGCGUGGACGAGCUGUUCGCAAAGCUACAAAGAAAGAGAUCAAGUACGAGGAGGAUAGUGACGACGAGGAGGACGACAGUGAUCAAGAUGAUGACGACGAAGAUGAAUUGCCUAGCCGUCCACGACGCGGCAAGCAAGACAAGCCAGGAAAGCAGACUUUGAUCGUCAAGCUGAAGGUGAAUACCAAUAAUAGAAGAACGCGAGGCAACAAAGCUCCGAGCAAAUCACGGUCUACCCCAGGACCCGAAACCGCUGGAAGCCGGCGAAGCAGUCGCUUGUCUCAUGAAGCAGAACAACCCCUCGUUUCACUCUCGAAUUCUGGCAAACAUAUUGUUCUCGAACGUGGCUCCAGUGUUGACCGCGAAACUCAGGACAUGCCACGGCGCCCAUCUCGUGCUACUAAAGGCCUGAAGAAACCACCAAGUGCUAUCAUGGAAGCGUCGCAAGAGGAAUCACAGAGCAACUCGGCCCAGGCCAACCCAGCAGCCGCUAUUGGCAAUGCCCAAGAGAACGCCCCAGUAGAGGACAAUGCUUUGCAAGCUGAUUCUGAAGCGGAGCCUGAUAUGCCUAUUCUCACAAGCGAUGUGCAGAUGGCUGAAAUCUCUGAGUCCGUCCACGGUGAUGAAGCGAUGAAACCCACAGCAGAUGAUGACGACGAUGAGGAGGAAGAAGAGGGUCCAGUCUCACGCCCUGGGCGCACGUUGCGGUCCCGAAAGUCAGGCACAGGUGAGAGUGCUGGGAAGUCCCAGAAGCGGGCAAUCGAAGAGAGCAGCGACUUCGAGCCAGUGGGGGACGAAGAGAAAGAGGAUGAAGACGUAUCAGAGUCAGACGAUGCGAAAAAGAAAGGCCAAGGCAAAAGCCCAUCCGAUGACUCGGUCGGACGAGCUCGCCGGUAUCCUACGCGUAAAUCCCAACGUAGUCGGCAAAAUAGUGACUCGGACGAUGAUCUCGACCGCCACGAGCUGAUGGAGGAGGCAGAAGAGCUUGCCAUGGACAAAGCUCGCACUCGCCGCAGCACCCGUCGACAGCCAGUCUCUGACAUCGCGUUUGAUCAACCCUCUCUACGCUCGCGUGGCAAGCAAGUUGAUUACCGUAUCUACCGCCCAGAGUUAGUUGCAGCACUAGACGAAGAAGACAAUGCGCCAGCUGCUACACCGUCGCGCAACAGAAACCGUGGCGGAGGUGGCGGGGCGGGUUGGCGUUCGCUGUUCUCGACUCAAGGGCCCUUUGGCGGUCACGACGGACCACGUGCUUUAUUCGGAGGAGCUGAUGGUGCCGGUGCCGUCGGGGGAAUAGAUUCGGAUAGUAGUGAAGAUGAGAAUCAAACGGCUAAACCAAGCGUCGGAGGCGCUGUGGGCAUGACGCCAACCUCAGCCUUCAGGCCCAAUCUUCACAACAAUGAUCCAGCUCAAGCAAAAUCUGGCGGACCUGCAAACCUGGGCAAGGUGUCCGAUCGGAAGGCACUCGCUGAUAGCGAUCCACUCGGGGUUGAUACAACUGUUACAUUUGACGGUGUAGGUGGUCUCGACGAUCAUAUUAACCAAUUGAAGGAGAUGGUCAUGCUUCCACUCCUCUAUCCAGAGCUGUUCAAGAAUUUCAACGUCACUCCACCCCGUGGUGUGCUAUUUCAUGGUCCUCCUGGUACUGGUAAAACCCUACUUGCUCGUGCGUUAGCUUCCAGCGUCAGCUCUGGUGGACAGAAGGUCACAUUCUACAUGCGCAAAGGUGCGGAUGCGUUGAGCAAAUGGGUUGGUGAGGCCGAACGCCAAUUGCGUUUGCUGUUCGAAGAAGCACGCAAGAACCAGCCCAGUAUCAUCUUCUUCGACGAAAUUGAUGGCUUAGCCCCCGUUAGAUCGAGCAAGCAAGAGCAGAUUCAUGCCUCCAUUGUCGCAACCCUCCUAGCUCUGAUGGAUGGCAUGGACGGUCGCGGUCAAGUAAUAGUGAUUGGAGCCACUAACAGGCCCGACUCUGUGGAUCCAGCACUUCGCCGACCGGGACGAUUCGACCGUGAAUUCUACUUUCCUCUACCAGGUGUACCAGCGCGCCGAGCCAUCAUCGACAUACAUACGAAGGGCUGGGAACCGCCACUCAAAGACCCUUUCAAGGAUCAACUAGCUGAACUAACGAAGGGAUAUGGUGGUGCUGAUCUCCGGGCUCUCUGCACAGAAGCUGCUCUCAAUGCAAUUCAGGGCACUUAUCCUCAGAUAUAUAAGUCCAACAAGAAGUACAUUGUGGAUCCUAAUACCAUCAAGGUUCUGGCCAAGGAUUUCAUGAUAUCGGUAAAUAAGAUGAUCCCAUCGUCUGAAAGAUCCGCGCAAUCGUCCGCGGCACCGCUUCCUAAGAAAAUCGAGCCGCUACUACGCGAACCCUUCACGGAUCUCACCAGAAUGAUUGAUGAUGUACUACCUCGCAAACGUAAACUUACAGCGCUCGAAGAAGCCGAGUACGAUGAUCGGGAGGAUGCUCAAGGAUUCGAACGUGAGAUGAUGGAGACUGAGUUCCAACGAGCUCGCGUAUUCAGGCCUCGACUACUGGUACGCGGGCUUGGUGGGAUGGGACAGCAGUAUCUCUCCUCUGCCCUUCUCAACAAGCUCGAGGGAGUAUUUGUCCAAUCCUUUGAUCUUGCCACUUUACUAGAAGAUUCUUCAAGAUCACCCGAGGCUGCCGUUGCGCAGCUGUUCAAAGAGGUCAAACGUCAUAAACCAAGUGUUAUUUACAUUCCACAUGUCGAUAUCUGGUACGAUUCAUUGCCUCCGGCAGCUCUUAGUAUAUUCAAGUCAUUGCUCCAAAGUCUAAGACCUGAUGACAGCGUCCUGCUCCUCGGAAUGCUUGAGGACCCAGAGGCGGGCCACGACAAAGCAUCGGAAGCCAGGAAAGCGCAUAUGGUCAAGGAUUUGUUCGGCUAUUCUAGGAGAAAUCAGUAUGAACUGACUAGACCUAACCACUCGGCACGAAAAGAGUUCUUUGGCGAUCUUAUCAGCUUCAUCAGACUUCCGCCAACUCAUUUUACUGAUCCCACCAAUCGCAAGAAACGUAAACUCGCGCAACUAGAGCUCGCACCAGAAAAGGCCCCUGUAGAGCCUACGAAAGAGGAGCUCAAGGCACAGAAAAAGAAUGACCGGCUGACGCUGAAUCGACUGAAGAUGUUCAUACAGCCUGUCAUGGACCAAAUUAAACAGAAGUACAGAUCAUUCAGGUUUCCUGUCAUAGAAGAAAGAGUAAUAGAGUACUUGUACGAUGAGCAAGAUCCGACUGUUGUCACGACAGACCUUCCUCAAGAACUACGAGCGGAGCAAGGACAACUGCGGCCUUACGAGCUUGGUACCGAUAAGCACGGAGUUCCUGGUCUCCGCGAGACCGAGACAGGCAAAUUCUACUACAAUCUAGAUAUCACCAUCAUCGAGAAACGCUUAUCGAAUGGGUACUACAAGCGGCCCCGAGAUUAUCGUGAUGACAUAAGGCGUAUGGAAAAGGAUUGGGUCACGUUUGGUCAUCCCGAAAAGAUGAUCAAAGCAAAAGAGCUCCUCUCGAAUGUCGAGGUCGAUAUGGAUACCAUCUCUGCGCAACAGCCUGCCCUAGCAGCUGAGUGUGAUGCCGUCUAUGAACGUGAAAGAGCGCGAGCUGCGAAGGCGACAAAGCAUGCGCGCCCAGGCGUGCCUUUAUUCAAUGGAUCUGUAAAUGUGCCACCGCACGUGUCUAAUGUUGGAACGGAAACAACAAAUGGAACGGGUCCCAUCAUCUUGGGUGUACCUGUUCCUGGCCGACAUGUCAUGCCACCAACCACACCAGUUCGCCACCAGACCUCAUACAGUGGUAUUUCCAAUGGUGUCACAGCUGGCGGCAAUGGUGCAGGUGUGAACUCUCACCCUGACGAGGACACCCCGAUGACCGAUAGCCAAGACCAUGACAAUCAGACUCAGGCAUAUGGCACACAGAGCGGUGCCAAUACACAAACCCAGAAAUCACAGGUCUCGGCGCACACCCAUGUGGCAUUUGGCAUUGAACCACAUCAGCUUCAUAAUAGCGCCUCAACGACCACGUCUGGUCAAAGGACCGAUCGCUCGAAUCGCUACUCCACUUCGAAUAACACUCAAAGUACGAAUGGUAACCCUAGUAGAGAUCAUCCCGAUUUUUCAAUGAUGCAGCCGCCCUCAGUCGCAUCAAUUCCCGAUACUCAAGAAUUUCCCCACCAUGCCAGUCAACAGACGAAUUCUCAGCCAUCGCAGUCGAGCCAGCCUCCAGCAAUUCAGGUCACUUCUCUGCCCCAGCAACCAACAGCAAUCAAUGCGUUACUGAACGAUGUGGCGCCAAAUCUCGUAGUUGAUGAGCCAUACCUCGAGCAAGUUUUUGAUCGCCUCGCGAAGAACUCCUCUGGUCUCAGUGUGGAGCAGUUAGAGCAAGUGAACGCCCAUCUCAUGGAUGCCAUCUGGCGCUUCCGACACGACUGGAACCGUACUCAUAUUGCAGAAAAGGUUAUUGAGGCCUUCAACGAAGUGAUUGAAGAUAUUCAGGAAAUGGCAAGGCUACUUCCUCCUAGCCAGGACUUGGUCGAGCACACGUGAGAGCCCUGGAUUUCAGGUACAAUACUGGAAGCGCUCUGUCGCAUUGUUUGAUUUAUGGAAGACCAUGGCUGGACUCUAUGAGAUCUAGGCCAGACGCCUAAUUCAUGCAUUUCCGUUAUAAGCACGACUUUUAACCUCGAACACUAGGACGCGACUACAUCUUACUCAUACCGAGGCCGCGGCCAUCCCAUACUGCA